UGAAUGUUGUCAGUCAGAAACUCAAGGAGCCCUUAUGUUAUCGACGCUCAGGCUCCACUAAUGGAUUUUCUGGUGUGUACAUUGAGGAAUACUAAAAGAGUCUCAAAACAUAAAGAUAGACCUCGUGAAAUUAUUGCUGAACAAUGAUAUUUCUACAAGUUCUGCUGAUUCUGCCUGCAAUGUCUGUCUCAGGGAUUCCCACGUGGUACAAAGAAGCCAGACAAGCGUUUAUUGAUGAGGAGAAAGCCAUGAGAGUUGGCGCCAAACUGGUUCUUAAUGCCAACGAACAGUUAGUGAAUAAUUUUCUGAUGAAGUUAAAGAACGAAACCAUUCAGCAGAGUAUCUGGACCACCACGCCUUACCCUCCCUCAGUUAGUUUCUUUAAGAGCAAGCCCUGGAUAGACAACAGUACCAUCUUUCAGGUCAUUAAGAGGAUGCCUAAAGGUGGCGGCCUGCAUCUGCACGACACAGCUUUGGCUUCAUUAGACUGGGUGGUGAAAUCACUGACCUAUAUACCCAACCUGUACACCAAGGUCAUCGACGGUCGCUAUCCUCAACGCCGUUACAAAAUAGCGGACACGCAUCCUGGAAGUGAUUGGCAGUCUGUGUCUGAUCUAAGGAACUCUUUUAAUGAUUCAGCUGAGUUCGACAAAAGACUUGUGAGAGAGAUGACUAUCUGGGUGGAGAACCCUUUCCUUGCCUACCCCUCCAUCAAUGACGUCUGGACUAAGUUUGAAACCUACUUUACAACUAUAUACGAUCUGGUCGGAAAUCUAACAAACAUGCGACUGUAUCUUGAGGAAAGUCUUCAGGAAUUUUAUGACGACGGUGUUCAAUAUAUGGAAUUAAAAACUGUACCAUGGGUUGACUCUAACGGAAAUGACGUAACAGAUGACUACGUGGAGAUGGUACAGGAAGUGGCUAAUAAUUUCAAACAACAGCAUCCAGACUUCAUUGGGGUGAAGGUCAUAUUGGCAGGUCGAAGGUCACAAUCACAGCAAGCUGACGUGGUGAACAGGACACUGGCCCUGAUGAAGAAGUUCCCCGAUAUGGUCAAGGGAUUUGACCUUCUCCAGCAAGAGGACAACACACACAUGACUUAUGACUUCAUUAAUGAUUUAUUGAAAAGUGACCAUUCCGUUGUAUCAUAUUUUUUUCACGCUGGUGAGACAGACUGGACCCAGUGGGUGGAUCUUAAUCUCAUUGAUUCAGUGCUGCUGAAUGCCAGUCGUAUUGGACAUGGUUUCGCUGCAUACCAUCAUCCAAAAGUUCUGGAGGCGAUCAUAAAGAAAGGAAUCGCCAUUGAACUGAACCCAAUAUCUAACCAGGCCUUGGGCCUUGUUUAUGACCUGCGAAAUCAUCCCGGCGCAUUUCUCCUUGCCAAUGGUGCUCCAGUGGUAGUUAGUUCUGACGGUAAUCCAGUCUGGUUCGCUAAUCCGCUGUCUCAUGAUUUCUACAUGGCCUUCAUGGGUUUGGGAGCAGUCUACGAUGACCUGAAGCUUCUCAAACAACUGGCCAUGAACUCAAUCACAUAUAGCGCCAUGACUUCCGUAGAGAAGGUCGACGCUCUAGCAAAAUGGCAGAACAAAUGGAAUACAUUUAUUGUUGACGUCAUCUCCAUCUAUAAAUUAAGUUCUGUUGAUGAAAUAAUUGGCUGAAAAAAAGUUUUUCAAGGUCAAGCUAGCACAAAAAAAAAGCACAACUAAACAAACAAAAAAAACAGGACUUAAAUAAAUAAAAACUGAAAUACUCCUUGAAUGUUU
Molecule: messenger RNA, 1763 nt
Organism: Biomphalaria glabrata
Lineage: Eukaryota; Metazoa; Mollusca; Gastropoda; Planorbidae
Product: adenosine deaminase 2-like
Exons: 13
Coding region: 144-1658 (504 amino acids)
Biological process (GO): adenosine catabolic process; inosine biosynthetic process
Molecular function (GO): adenosine deaminase activity
Source: RefSeq, a predicted model, not a curated record